AUGAUCGUCCGAACCCCCAAGUACCAAAUGGAAGACGACGUUCAAUCGCUGUACAGUUCAGUGAUGCGGCUCACCAUCAGGGACAUCCACAGGUCGGACCUCGGUGGGUACAAGUGCAUAUCCAAGAACUCUAUAGGAGAUGCGGAAGGUACCAUCAGGUUGUACGGUAAGCCGAUCUUACAUCAAACCUCAUUUAAUUAA
Nezara viridula (southern green stink bug) is the source of this 201-nucleotide messenger RNA. The record is from the annotation of a GenBank genome assembly. NCBI's taxonomy places the organism in Eukaryota, Metazoa, Arthropoda, Insecta, Hemiptera, Pentatomidae.